GCUCGUUCGGUGCGGACCUGGUACCUCUUUUGUGAAGCGGCAGCUGAGGAGACUCUGGCGCUCGCCAUGGCAGACGAAAAGCCCAAGGAAGGAGUCAAGACCGAGAACAACGAUCAUAUUAAUUUGAAGGUGGCGGGGCAGGAUGGUUCUGUGGUGCAGUAUAAGAUUAAGAGGCAUACACCACUUAGCAAACUAAUGAAAGCCUAUUGUGAACGGCAGGGUUUGUCAAUGAGGCAGAUCAGAUUCCGAUUUGAUGGGCAACCAAUCAAUGAAACAGACACACCUGCACAGUUGGAAAUGGAGGAUGAAGAUACAAUUGAUGUGUUCCAGCAGCAGACAGGAGGUGUCUACUAAAAAGGGAACCUGCUACUUUACUCCAGAACUCUGUUCCUCCAGACCAAGAAGACAUUCUCAAUUAAAAACCGCAAUUUGGUUCCACCACA
Suricata suricatta (meerkat) is the source of this 443-nucleotide messenger RNA. Its product is annotated as small ubiquitin-related modifier 2. The record is from RefSeq and is a predicted model, not a curated record. The transcript has a single exon. Gene Ontology annotation, biological process: protein sumoylation. Bases 67 to 354 code for a protein of 95 amino acids. Gene Ontology annotation, cellular component: nucleus. Gene Ontology annotation, molecular function: ubiquitin-like protein ligase binding; protein tag activity. Lineage: Eukaryota; Metazoa; Chordata; Mammalia; Carnivora; Herpestidae.